UCCGCUGUGCGUGCGAGGGACGUUGGGGGCGGCACCGCAAUAGUUGCCCCUGGUAACGGGGGAGGCAGGAGGAGGAGGAGGAGGAGGAGGAGGUGGGACUCGGCGGGAGGAUGGGCUUACUCUCAAUUUUGCGCAAAUUGAAAAGUGCACCAGACCAGGAGGUGAGGCUCCUUCUCCUGGGCUUGGAUAAUGCCGGUAAGACCACUCUUCUGAAGCAACUUGCAUCUGAAGACAUCAGCCACAUCACACCUACACAGGGUUUUAACAUCAAAAGUGUACAGUCACAAGGUUUUAAACUGAAUGUAUGGGACAUUGGUGGACAGAGGAAAAUCAGGCCAUACUGGAGGAAUUAUUUUGAAAACACUGAUAUUCUUAUAUAUGUAAUUGACAGUGCAGACAGAAAAAGAUUUGAAGAGACGGGUCAGGAACUAGCUGAAUUACUGGAGGAAGAAAAGCUAAGUUGUGUGCCGGUGCUCAUCUUUGCUAAUAAGCAGGAUUUGCUCACGGCAGCCCCUGCCUCUGAAAUUGCAGAAGGACUGAACCUGCACACCAUCCGCGACCGUGUCUGGCAGAUCCAGUCUUGCUCAGCUCUCACAGGAGAGGGCAUUCAGGACGGCAUGAACUGGGUCUGCAAAAAUGUCAUUGCAAAGAAGAAAUAAAAUCUAGACGAAUGGAGACGCAGGAGCUGCAGGAGCUGAAUUCUGUCCUGAAAAACACUAAUUUGCUGCUUUCUGACCAAAUGUUUUUCCAUCUGUGUACAGCUACAGCUGUUUGAAGAGAGGGAACAACACAGUUUAAAAAGAAUCCCCAUUCCAGCAGUAGAUUUAACUGAUCUCUGAGGUUCAGUAUCAUUUUUCAAAUAAAGGAAUUAUAUUAUUUCCUCUGCAUAA
Hipposideros armiger (great roundleaf bat) is the source of this 890-nucleotide messenger RNA. RefSeq names its product ARF like GTPase 3 (gene ARL3). Gene Ontology annotation, molecular function: GTP binding; GTPase activity. The transcript has 6 exons. The record is from RefSeq and is a predicted model, not a curated record. NCBI's taxonomy places the organism in Eukaryota, Metazoa, Chordata, Mammalia, Chiroptera, Hipposideridae. The coding region runs from base 111 to 659 and encodes 182 amino acids.